ACUCCCAUCUCCUCGCUGCCUCUGCACACUUCACAGCUGCGACUGGCGCCGCGUGCUGCACCAUCAGCGCAAGACACGCGCCGGCCGUCUCAAAUUGCUGGCGCGAGCUGUGCAGUGGCCACCAGCAUCCAGGCCUAGGCGCCGCGCGAUGCGCCCGGCGCCGUGCACGUCCCCGCCGCACCUCGACUCGCAGAGCCACACGCAGCGGUAGCAUGCCGCCCGCCGCACACGAGGCAGGCGCCGCGCGGCCGGCCGUGGCGCGCUCGCCGUCGUCCAGCAGUCUCGCCACGUCGUCUGCGGUGCCGACGCGCCUGCCGCAGCGUGGCGGCGGCGCGUACCAGUACAUCGGCGAUGGCGGUGCGUCUCCACGGCGCUCGCCGUCGCCGCCGUCGGAGCUGGCGCUGGCGCGAGCACAGGUGCCGGCGUCAAGCUCGCCGCGCGAUGCCAUGCUGGCGUACCGGCGCUUCCGCGACGCCGUGCGGGCGCCCAUCGGCGUGCUGCGCACGUACAGCAUCCUCGGCUUCCUCAGCUCGGGCACGUAUGGCCGCGUGUACAAGGCCCGGCUGCGUGCCGAUGCGCCGGCGGCGACUCGGCAGCGCCGCGCGGCGGGGCCGUGGAACCGUGCGCCGCACAGCGAGCAGGCAGACGAGGACGAGGAGGAAGAGGAGGGCGACGAGAAGGGCGUGUAUGCCAUCAAGAAGUUCAAGCCCGACAAGGAGGAACUCAGCACGUACACGGGCAUCAGCCAGAGCGCCAUGCGCGAGAUCGCCCUCAACCGCGAGCUCAGCCACCUGAACAUCGUCACGCUGCGCGAGGUGAUCCUCGAGGACAAGGCGAUCUACAUGGUGUUCGCCUACGCGGAGCACGACCUGCUGCAGCUCAUCCACCACCACCACGUCGUGCUGCGGGCGCCGCUGGCCGCCGGCGUGCUCAAGUCGCUGCUGUAUCAGCUGCUGGCGGGGCUCAAGUAUCUGCAUGCCGCCGCGGUGCUGCACCGCGACCUCAAGCCCGCCAACAUCCUCGUCACGUCGCGCGGCGUCGUCAAGAUUGCCGAUCUCGGCCUGGCGCGGCUGGCGGCCAACCCGCUGCAGAGCCUGUACGCCGGCGACAAGGUCGUCGUGACGAUCUGGUAUCGCGCGCCCGAGCUGCUCCUCGGCGCGCGCCACUACGGCACGGCCAUCGACAUGUGGGCCGUCGGCUGCAUCUGGGGCGAGCUGCUGGCGCUGCGCCCGAUGUUCAAGGGCGAAGAGGCCAAGGGCGACGGCAAGAAGGGCGCGCCGUUCCAGAACGACCAGCUGAAGCGCAUCGUCGAGGUGCUCGGCACGCCGACACGCCAGCGCUGGAACAACAUCGAGAUGAUGCCCGAGUUCAAGACGUGGUGGCCGCAUCUGCGUCUCGACGGCUACUCGGACAGCCUGUACACGUGGUACACGACGCGCACGCGCUCGCCGUCCGGCUUUGAGCUGCUCGAGGCGCUGCUGCAGUACGACCCGGCCAAGCGCCUCGAUGCGGCGCACGCGCUGGACCAUGCCUGGUUCCGCGAGACACCCCUGCCGACUGCCAACGCAUUCGCCUCACUCGAGAAGCCGCUCGGCACGUAUCCCGUGCGCAGGCUCAUCAAGGACGAUGCAGAUGUCAAGAUGGCGCCGACGGCGCCCGGCGCCGUCGCGACGGGCGGCGCUGUGCCCGGCGGGGCUGCCGCGCCGCCCGCGGCGCCCGGCUCGGCGGCCGCGAGCGUUGGCAGCGCGCCGGGCUCGACGGCUGCGGCCGCGUCGGGCACGGCGGCGCAGCCUGCGGCGCGCGGCGGAGGCCUCGUCGGCACGGCCACGACGAAUGCGGGAAGAGUAAAGCGGCAGCGAGUGGACUGA
Molecule: messenger RNA, 1868 nt
Organism: Tilletiopsis washingtonensis
Lineage: Eukaryota; Fungi; Basidiomycota; Exobasidiomycetes; Entylomatales
Product: kinase-like protein
Exons: 6
Coding region: 213-1868 (551 amino acids)
Biological process (GO): protein phosphorylation
Cellular component (GO): nucleus; mediator complex
Molecular function (GO): ATP binding; RNA polymerase II CTD heptapeptide repeat kinase activity; cyclin-dependent protein serine/threonine kinase activity
Source: RefSeq, a predicted model, not a curated record